AUGAAGGCGUGAGAGAGCGAACGUUACGCACGGUGCGUCUCCAUCAUGACGUCGCGAAUUAGCUCAAGAUUGUAGAAGGGGGAGAGAAAAAGGGAGGGGAGUGUGGCGAAUCGGUGCUUCGUCGCUUGUGGGGACGCGUUUGUAUAUAGUGCAUGUAUAUUUUUUGUAUGAUUUUUUGUCAUUUCGUGUCGCUGCCGCGCGCAACUGCACUACACGGAAACACCCAGAAUGAGACGCGUUCGGCUUUUCUAACCCUCUGUUUACGCGCGGAGCAGCCUGUGCAUUUAUAGCCAUAUUGAAUACAGCCAUAAAAUCGUUACAAUGAUGCAUAUUUCUACCAAAUAAUCCGACCUGGCUUUUCCCCGGCGGGUCCCACCCGAGGACGUACUGUUAUCUUGACAGAGCGCAUCGAAACUAAUAAUCCAGAGAUGGCACGGCUAUUGUUUCUGAUUAUUCUCUAUGCUCUUCCAUCUCUUGUUGUGCCCAUACAUAAUUCAUCAGCUGGAGGCUGUGCCAUCAUCCGGCCUCCCAGGGAUGGAGGCAUCCGCUACCGAGGCCUGACACAGGAACAGAUCCGCAGCGUGCAGAUCCUGCCCGUGGACUAUGAGAUCGAGUACAUCUGCAGAGGGAACCGGGUGAUCGUGGGCCCCAAGGUCAGGAAGUGUUUGCCCAACGGCACGUGGACGGACAUGACCCAGCACAGCAGAUGUUUGCUGCUUUGCCCCCGUGUGUGGACGUCUCUGGAGAACGGCCGGGUGGCGGCGAGGCCUCCAGGGCCCCCGGUGGAGGGAACCAUGCUCCACUACAGCUGCAACGCGGGCUUCAUCCUGGAGGGCAGGAACCUCAGCCACUGCACUAAACUGGGCAAAUGGGACGCACCCAAACCCACCUGCCUCUACGACAGAAACUACACAGGCAAGAAGAAGCUGUACAUCGGAGCGCUGUUCCCCAUGAGCGGAGGCUGGCCGGGCGGCCAGGCGUGCAUGCCCUCGGCUCAGAUGGCCCUGGACCUGGUCAACAACAGGAGCGACAUCCUGCCUGACUACGAGCUGGAGCUCAUCCACUACGACAGCAUGUGUGACCCAGGCGAAGCCACCAAGCUGCUCUAUGACCUUCUGUACACGGAGCCCAUUAAGAUCGUGCUGAUGCCUGGCUGCAGCGGCGUCUCCACGCUGGUGGCCGAGGCCGCGCGCAUGUGGAACCUUAUUGUGCUGUCCUAUGGCUCCAGCUCUCCGGCCCUGUCCAACCGCCAGCGCUUCCCCACGUUCUUCCGCACGCACCCGUCGGCCACGCUCCACAACCCCACCCGGGUGCAGCUGUUCCAGAAGUGGAAGUGGACCCGCAUCGCCACCAUCCAGCAGACCACCGAAGUCUUCACCUCGACUUUGGACGACCUGGAGCAGAGGGUGAAGGAGGCAGGCAUCGAGAUCAGCGUUCGCCAGAGUUUCCUCACCGACCCGGCUGUCGCUGUCAAGAACCUCAAGCGCCAGGAUGCCAGGAUCAUCGUGGGGCUCUUUUAUGAGACUGAAGCCAGGAAGGUGUUUUGUGAGGUGUUCAAGGAGAAGCUCUACGGGAAGAAGUACGUGUGGUUCCUGAUCGGCUGGUACGCAGACAACUGGUUCAAGAUCAAAGACCCGGCCAUCAACUGCACGGUGGAGAACAUGACGGAGGCCGUGGAGGGUCACGUGACCACAGAGAUCGUCAUGCUGAACCCCGAGACCGUCCGCGGCGUCUCGAACAUGACGUCGCAGGAGUUCCUGGCUGCCUUGAUGUCUCGUCUGGGGGGGAUGAACCCGGAGGAGACGGGUGGCUUCCAGGAGGCACCUCUGGCCUACGACGCCGUGUGGGCUCUGGCCCUCGCCCUCAAUAAAACCGUGGCGCCGCUGAAGGCCAGAGGCCGGCGUCUGGAGGACUUUAACUACAACAACCACGAUAUCACCUCCGAGAUCUACCGGGCUCUCAACACCAGCUCCUUCGAAGGCGUUUCGGGCCAAGUGGUGUUUGAUGCCCAGGGCUCCAGGAUGGCCAUGACUCUGAUCGAACAACUGCAAGGAGGCAGCUACAAGAAGAUCGGUUACUAUGACAGCUCUCAGAAGAACCUGUCCUGGUUUGGAAACGACGUGUGGAUAGGUGCUGGUCCUCCUGCUGAUCGGACCGUGGUGACGGAGGAGUACAGGUUCCUGUCCCAGAAGCUCUUUGCCUCCGUCUCCGUCUUCGCGGGCCUCGGCAUCCUGCUGGGGAUCGUCUGUCUGACCUUCAACAUCUACAACGGCAACGUCCGCUACAUCCAGAACUCGCAGCCCUACCUGAACAACAUGACAGCUGUGGGCUGCAUGAUGGCUCUGGCUGCAGUCUUCCCACUGGGAAUCGAUGGCCACCACGUCCACAGAUCACAGUUCCCCGUCGUCUGUCAGUUCCGUCUGUGGCUCCUGGGCCUCGGCUUCAGCCUGGCGUACGGCAGCAUGUUCACCAAGAUCUGGUGGGUCCACACCCUCUUCACGAAGAAGGACGAGAAGAAGGAGAAGAAGAAGCAACACUUGGAGCCGUGGAAGCUCUACGCUACAGUCGGGGUCCUUCUGGCCAUCGACUUCCUGUCACUCAUGAUCUGGCAGAUCGUGGAUCCGCUGCACAUCACGGUCGAGAAGUUCACCAGGGAGGCCCCCAAGGAGGACCUGGAUGUCCUGAUUCAGCCCUUGCUGGAGCACUGCAGCUCUGAGAAGAUGAACACGUGGCUGGGUGUGGUCUAUGGCUACAAGGGGCUGCUGCUGCUGCUGGGGAUAUUUCUGGCUUAUGAGACCAAGUCCGUCUCUACAGAAAAGAUCAACGACCACCGGGCCGUGGGCAUGGCCAUCUACAACGUUGCUGUACUGUGCCUGAUAACGGCUCCAGUGACUAUGAUCCUGUCUUCACAGCAGGACGCCUCCUUUGCCUUUGCUUCUCUAGCAAUUGUCUUCUCUGCCUACAUCACGCUGGUGGUGCUUUUUGUUCCUAAGAUGCGGCGUCUCAUCACCCGAGGCGAGUGGCAGUCGGAGCAGCAGGACACUCUGAAGACGGGCUCCUCCACCAACAACAACGACGAGGAGAAGUCCAGACAGCUGGAGAGGGAGAACAGGGAGCUGCAGAAGAUCAUCCAGGAGAAGGAAGAGCGCGUCUCCGCGCUCCGCAACCAGCUGGCCGAGCGUCAGGCCCUCCGUAACCGCCGACGACCCUCCACGGGUCAGAACCAGAACCACAACGCUCCGCCGCCCUCGUCCCAGCCCGACCCAAAGUCCCUGCUCCCGCCGCCCGGCUACCCCAACCCCACCACGGACAACCACUCGCUGCCGCCCUCCUUCUCCAACUCCUCCAACCUGUACCCAGCGGACAGCAAGAUGAGCCGCAACCACUGUCACAACAGCCAGAUCCCGCUGCUGUAUAAAUGAAGGGGGGGCGGGGGGCACGGUGCACGCGGGGGGACACCACACAUGACGAGACACUGUGACUUUCACCUGUUUGAGCAAUGAGCACAGCAGUGCAGUGACACUGUUUUAACAUACAGCGUGGACGCACAAAUCCCAACACGGAUCUCAGAUCUGCUGUGAGCGGUCUGCGCGACGGCGACGAGCGCAGACCGCUCACACCCCACGUCUCCUUCAAACACGGAGGGAACAGAAGAUCUCGUAGUCCUGACUCCCCCUCAUCCGUUCCCUUGUUCUGUUGUGGAGACACUGCAUCGAGGAUAUUAAGGAAGUAUUUGUGUUCGUGUCUUUGCUAUACCGUCUCCACCGUUUGUCUCCGGAGUGUUGACUAGACAAGCACAUAAAGUAGUGAUUUAUAUUGUUCUGUAAUAUCUGGCCUGUUUUGUCAUGGAGUUGCUGUUAAAUACUUUGUUCACUUCAUGAGAGUUGUGGAAGCUGAACUUUGCGAACGGACAAAGCGUUGUACAGUUUUCAUUUCUUUGAGGAGCGACUGGGCUCGAUUGUGUAGGAAACUGGUUUCACUGGGAAGUGACGAUGUGCAAAUGAUUAAAUAGCCAUAACUUGGAGCCCGGGAGCUUGGCAUGUGUGGAUGUUUAUUGUCAGGACUGCGUUAAGUGCUUCAUCUAAAAAAAGCCGGUCGUCUAUUAGACGACUGUUACACAGGAAGCGCUGAUGGAAACAAACAAUUUGAUAGUUUUGUCAUUUAAAGUAACACUUUGCAAUGAAUUUUGGAGGUUUGUGUUUUAUCUACUAAGCAGCAAUGAAGCGGUAGCCAUCAACUGAAAUCACCUGGCGCUGCGGCUGAUGUUUGUAUAUAUUGAGUCGGGACAUCAGGACCCAAACGAGAAAAAAAGUCCAAAUUUCAGCUCAUAAGAAUGAAACUUUGUCUCCUGAAAGUAAAAGCCAGUUUAUUCUUCUACAGGAGGUUUGAUGGUGCGACGGAACUUCUACAGCGGCUGAUUCUGUAGAUAAUGACAGAAGAUUUUAUACGUUUAUGUGAACCUGUGUACUUCAUUUCUCGUGAGCCUUAUUUUCAAAGAAUGUUUUUUUAAUUUAUGUUUCCCAUAACAGACAAUCUGGACGGAUGGAUCUGUGUAGUUUUCUUUCUCAUUUCGCCUUUGAAUAACAGUUGUUAUGUAUCAAAGAAGGAUAUAAGCAGUGUGACAUAGUGUAUUUACUCAGCAGUUAAUCUGGAUGUACUAUUUCAUUCAUGAGCUAUAUCCAGAUUUUAUAAAGCAAUGAUGCCUGAGCAGCUCUGUUGCCAGGUAAAACAAUACUUUGUCAGAUAUUUUUAAAAUAUAUAUGAAUAUAUUUCAGUGUGCACUUUAAACUGAACAAACUAUGGUUACUCCACUUUCUGUUGCUGGUAUUCUAGUGCGUCUUAGCUCAGGGUACGAUGAAGAACGGUCAUAAAUGAAUGAAAUAGGCCAUAUUUAUUAACUGUGCUGUUCCUGGAUCAGAUAGUGUAACAUAUGAAUGCAGAAAGAAUUUAGCAAAUCUUCUAUUAUCCUGCACAUAUAUGACAAAAUAACUGGAUUUUGGGGGUAUUUGCAUUUACUAUAUCUUAAAUGUUGACAUAUUUAUGUGUAUGCAGAUAUGUUACCAUAAAUAAAAGAAAUGUUUUUCACUGGG
Messenger RNA from Betta splendens (Siamese fighting fish), 5090 nucleotides. It is a transcript of the gene gabbr1a, whose product is annotated as gamma-aminobutyric acid (GABA) B receptor, 1a. The record is from RefSeq and is a predicted model, not a curated record. Gene Ontology annotation, molecular function: G protein-coupled GABA receptor activity. Gene Ontology annotation, cellular component: G protein-coupled receptor heterodimeric complex; membrane. Gene Ontology annotation, biological process: gamma-aminobutyric acid signaling pathway; G protein-coupled receptor signaling pathway. The transcript is spliced from 24 exons. NCBI's taxonomy places the organism in Eukaryota, Metazoa, Chordata, Actinopteri, Anabantiformes, Osphronemidae. The coding region runs from base 429 to 3422 and encodes 997 amino acids.